Messenger RNA from Eruca vesicaria subsp. sativa (arugula), 911 nucleotides. Lineage: Eukaryota; Viridiplantae; Streptophyta; Magnoliopsida; Brassicales; Brassicaceae. The record is from the annotation of a GenBank genome assembly.
GACUAUCAUCACAUCGCAGUGACGAUUUUCUUUUUUUUUUUCUGCUCGAGAGACUUCUGCAUCAAUGGCGGGGAUCGCAAGCCCUAGCCCUACGGCUCUUUACUUCACCAGUAAUCUCGGCACGAGGCGGUUAAAAGCUGUGAGCUGGUCUGGAAAGAGCUUUUCUGGUAAUGGAACUCGCCGGAGAAACCUGAGAGUUGCGGCUGAGGUGAAGUUUGUGAAUGCAGAGGAAGCAAAGCAGUUGAUAUCAAAGGAAGGUUACUCUGUGGUGGAUGUAAGAGACAAGACUCAGUUCGAGAGAGCUCAUAUAAAGUCUUGCCACCAUAUCCCUCUCUUCAUUUUCAAUGAAGACAACGAUCUUGGUACGAUUAUAAAGAGGACAGUGCAUAACAACUUCUCAGGGCUAUUCUUUGGUUUGCCUUUCACAAAGCUGAAUCCAGAGUUCGUUAAAUCAGUUAGAAACGAGUUUUCACAGGACAGUAAACUAUUACUAGUUUGCCAAGAAGGUCUCAGAUCUGCAGCUGCAGCUAGUAGAUUGGAGGAAGCAGGUUUUGAUAACAUAGCUUGUGUAACAUCAGGGCUACAAUCUGUAAAACCAGGGACAUUUGAAUCGGUUGGUUCAACGGAGUUGCAGAAUGCAGGCAAGGCAGGGCUUAUUACAAUUCAAGGGAAGAUCUCAGCUGUCUUGGGAACAGUGCUCGUCUGUGCUUUGUUGUUCAUAACGUUCUUCCCUGACCAAGCAGAGAAGCUGUUUCCUUCAAGCUAAAGACAAGAGAACAACAACUAUUGAUUCAGAGAAGUUUUUCAGAGUUUCAGAUUGUUUGUACGUAGAUGGUUAAGAGAAAAUAAAAAAUCUUACAAUAUUUGAAUUUUAAGGAGUUACAAAGUUGUUACAUGCUUUAUAAGAAUUG